This is a messenger RNA of Cyprinodon variegatus (sheepshead minnow), 2494 nucleotides long. RefSeq names its product zinc finger protein 276 (gene znf276). NCBI's taxonomy places the organism in Eukaryota, Metazoa, Chordata, Actinopteri, Cyprinodontiformes, Cyprinodontidae. The record is from RefSeq and is a predicted model, not a curated record. Gene Ontology annotation, cellular component: nucleus. The transcript has 13 exons. Gene Ontology annotation, biological process: regulation of transcription by RNA polymerase II. The coding region runs from base 185 to 2023 and encodes 612 amino acids. Gene Ontology annotation, molecular function: transcription coregulator activity; zinc ion binding.
UUCCGGUUUCACUUCCGGGUUCUAAUGUUUACAUCAGUGAGGACAGCUUUGCAGCCGUGGAGUUUGUUUUUGUUUGAGUGGCUCAAGAAGUCACGUGUUACAUUUAACGUGUUAUCAAGCUGUUUGGCUUGGGAAUAUAUAAGAAACAGAAUAUUAUUCAGAAAGUCGGGCCCUGACAUAAACCAUGAAGAAGAAAGUGCGACGUCUAAGGACCUCAUCACAACAGACUGGCAGAGUGCAGAUGUCAACAGAUGGAAGUGAGGAGAAAAAGUCAUCUGGUAACAGAGGGAAACUUCAGAAGACUGUACCACAUACUAUAGAUGGUUUGUUACCCGAAAAUACAGGGAUAGACAUGAACUCAGGCUUAAGUGUGAUAAAAGAUGACGAACAAGAGAAAAAUCCAGACAGCAAAACCAGAUUAUCAACAGGCAGACUGUCUACUGCCAUCUGCCGUCUCUGCCAUGGAAAGUUCUCCCCGCGCAGCCUAAGGCACGCCUUCAACAAAUGGCCACAGGAUUCCCUGGAAAUCUUUGACUCUGCUGCUCAAGCGCCCCUCUUGUUCCAUACGGACUUCCAGCGCUUGGUCGGGGUCCAGUUGGACCGUGAUCCUGAACUGUCAGAGUUUAUCUGCAAAAAGUGUCACACCAAGUUCUACAAGUGCCACAAUACCCUGAUCAGGUUUCUGCAGAGAGUCAACCUGCCACCUGUCAGAAAGGGGAACCGGAAGAACUCAGAGUGUCCAAACUCCUCAGCAAACAACACAUCAGGAACACCAACUUCCAUAACAACUGACCCAAAAUGCCUCCACAGUUUGGUUACCUGGGCUCACCGACACGGGGAGGCCUGCCGGUCCUGCCCUGACCUGAAGGAGGUGCUGGAGGGCCAGUGUUGGGGCUCUGUGAAGGCUGUGUGGGGCUGUGUCGAUGGUCACAGAUACAUCAUGGACACUCAGUGCUCCUCUGCUUCCUACCUGGGAGCCAAAGGGGAGGCCAGUAGAGGAGCUUUAAGGAUCAGGAAUGAUGAGGGAGAAAUCUCAGAGGACGAACAGGAAGAGUUGGAUGAGGGGGAAGAGUCUGCUGGAAAUGAAAGGUUAUUAGAUGGAAGCAUAAAAACUCUGGUUCAGCAAAGUCUGCCCUCAGGAACAGAACAGAACUUGGCUCAGGAGGGCUGGACUGGGAGUGAAGAUUUUCCAGAGGAGGCGCUGUCUCCAGCUGCUGCUCCACUGCAGGACCGAAGCGCUGACGAUGAUCUUUCUGACAGGGCGAUCUCCGAGGAAGAAAUUGAGGAGAACAGAAGAGUGGACCCGUCAGACGAGGAGCUGUUUGAGCCAAUCCUGAACAAGGCAGCCUCCAGACUAAACAUCUCCAACAAGAGGAGGCAGAGCCCAAAGUCCUCUGAAGAACCCAGAGUCAGGAAAAAACCUGGACCCAAACCAGGCUGGAAGAACAAGUUCAAGCCUAAAGGAGAGGAACUCCCAAACAUCUACAAGUGUCCAUAUCAGGGCUGCACUGCUGUCUACAGAGCUCCUGAUGGCUUAAAGAAACACAUUAAGGAGCAUCAUGAGGACAUGAGGGAGAGACCCUGCCCUCAUCCUGGCUGUAACAAGGUCUUCAUGAUCGACCGCUACCUGCAGCGACACGUCAAGCUCAUCCACACAGAGGAGAGGAACUAUAUUUGUGACCAGUGUGGUCAGACCUUCAAACAGAGGAAACAUUUGUCAGUUCAUCAGAUGAGGCAUUCAGGAGCCAAACCGCUGCAAUGUGAGGUUUGUGGGUUCCAGUGCCGCCAGAGAGCGUCCCUGAAGUACCACAUGACAAAACACAAGGCCGAGGCAGACCUGGAGUUUGAGUGUCUGAUAUGCAGGAAGCGCUUCGAGAAGGCGCACAACCUGAACGUCCACAUGUCCAUGGUCCACCCGCUGAUCCAGGCCCAGGUCCAGAGGAGCGGCACCAAGAGGCAGCAUGCAGACCUGCAGACCAUAGGUCUGACCGGAGAAGUGGUCCAGCAGGACCAGGACAGAUGACAGCAGGGAGUCCGGGUCCUGCUCUGCUUCAGAGGUGAAGGUGCUCAGGGUCCUGUCGUUCCUGUUUCAGCCACUAGGGCGGUGUCUGCCUUUCCUCCAUUCACACUGCAGCAGUUCUUCAGUUUUUGGUCCUAAUGUUCCGACUACUCAGCAAAGGAAAAAAGCAAAUGAAUCCGAACGAAAGAUCUUAAAGAAAGUUGCAGAUUUUAGCUUCAGAUUUGAAGAUGAAAAGGUUUUAUUGUUUUGAACUGCUGGUCAGGCAACAAACUAUUUAAAAUUGAUGUUAAGUUAUGUAUUCAAUGUUGUCACACCAGGAAGCGCUGCCUUAUGACUGUUAGCCAAACUACAGCUGCUUAGCUCUGGUGUUGAAGCUCUGUAGGAAGGAAGAAACACAACGAGAUGGAGUCUUUUUUUAUUCCAAGAAAAGAACACUGCAACAGAAGGGCUCCUCAUGUAUAUGAUCUGUAGAAA